Molecule: messenger RNA, 1146 nt
Organism: Drosophila subpulchrella
Lineage: Eukaryota; Metazoa; Arthropoda; Insecta; Diptera; Drosophilidae
Product: odorant receptor 23a-like
Exons: 2
Coding region: 1-1146 (381 amino acids)
Biological process (GO): sensory perception of smell; detection of chemical stimulus involved in sensory perception of smell
Cellular component (GO): plasma membrane
Molecular function (GO): olfactory receptor activity; odorant binding
Source: RefSeq, a predicted model, not a curated record
AUGAAACUCAGCAAGAUCUUCGGGAUUGACUAUUUUCGGUACCAGUUGCUGGCCUGGCGAGUUUGCGGAGCCUUGCAUUUCAGCGAGGGUAACUAUUGCAGUUGGGCGACGGUUGCUUGCAUCGUUAUGUUCCUGCCAGGGCCCAUGUUAUUGGGGGAACUGUUUAGCCACGAUGACCCCUUGGAAACUAACUACAAAUUCUGCACGACCAUCACAACAAUGUCAAAUUUCGUAAAGUUUUCUUUGUACGUGACACAACUAACCAAGCUGCUCAAUGUUCAGAAACUCAUUGUCCAGCUGGACGCCCGGGUUUCUGGAAAGGAUCAGGUACUCCGGCGUGAAAACAUGUUCAAGCACACACAGAGGAUUUCUAAGCUGUUUCUGAUCACAUAUGUCGUUCUGUCUAUUUUCGCUGGGGUUCCUUUUAUCCUUGAAAGAGAGCGGAGCUUGCCUUUUCGCAUGUGGUUUCCCUUUGACUGGAAAAAAUCAAACAUUGCCUUUAUUGGAGCUUUGACUUUCCAAGAGAUCGCUAUUUUCUUUCAACUUCUGCAGAAUUACCCAGGUGACUCCUUUCCGCCCCUAGCAUUGUUUGUGGUUUCCGAGCAAUGUCAGUUGCUAAUCCUAAGGAUCUCCAAAAUUGGAUAUGGGUCAAGGAAUCUAAAGAAGAAUGAACAGGAUCUUGUCGACUGCAUCAAGGACCAAAACACACUCUACAGCUUACUGGAAUUGAUCCACACCAUGAUAUCCUUACCCAUGAUGAUACAGUUCUUAGUUAUUGGCAUUAAUUCCGCAGUGACCUUGUUUGGCUUGGUAUUCUAUGUGGAGUCCUUAUCAGAUCGUAUCUUCUAUGUGUUCUUUCUGUUGGGCCUCACAUUGCAGACUUUUCCCCUUUGUUAUUAUGGAACCAAAGUGCAGGAGAGCUUUGAGGAUCUCCACUAUGCAGUAUUCUGCAGCAACUGGGUGGACCAGAGCGCCACCUAUCGGGGAUAUAUGCUGAUCAUCUCGGAGCGCACCAAGCGACAGCAGAUCCUCCUCGCCGGCAACCUGGUGCCCAUCCACUUGAGCACCUUUGUGGCCUGUUGCAAGGGAGCCUACUCCUAUUUCACCCUGAUGGCCGACCGAGAUGGCCAGGGUUCUUUUUUAUAA